Messenger RNA from Eupeodes corollae, 1600 nucleotides. RefSeq names its product myrosinase 1-like. The transcript has 8 exons. The record is from RefSeq and is a predicted model, not a curated record. NCBI's taxonomy places the organism in Eukaryota, Metazoa, Arthropoda, Insecta, Diptera, Syrphidae. Gene Ontology annotation, biological process: carbohydrate metabolic process. Gene Ontology annotation, molecular function: beta-glucosidase activity. The coding region runs from base 38 to 1519 and encodes 493 amino acids.
UGGAGUUUAAAGAAAAAGCAAAUAUAAUAAUUGGGAUAUGAAGUUCUUGGGCCUUCUUUUUUUGAUUGGAAUACUUUCCUUUCCCAGUAUUUUGGGUAAACAAGAAGGUUGUUACAUCGCUGCUAAGGGAAGUCUGCAUUUUCCAGCUAACUUUAGUUUUGGCGUUGCAACAUCAGCUCAUCAAGUUGAGGGCGGUUGGAAUGAAGAUGGAAAAGGAGUAUCAAUUUGGGAUGAUUUCACUCACAACAAUCCCGGGCUAAUAAUGGAUGGAUCGAAUGGGGAUAUAGCUGAUGACUCUUACCACCGGUUUGACGAUGAUUUAAAAAUGCUAACGGAUCUUAAGGCUGGUCAUUAUCGUUUCUCAAUUUCUUGGUCAAGAAUUUUCCCAAAUGGUGAUGUUUCCUUCAAAAAUCAAGCUGGAGUUGACUAUUACAACGGUGUUAUUGAUAAGCUUCUUGCCAAUGGAAUAACACCAAUGGUCACAAUUCACCACACAAAUAUGCCAUUAGAGAUUCAGAAAAGAGGAGGUUUUACCAGCUCGAUGAUUAUUGAAUACUUUGUAGAUUUUGCAACAGAAUUAUUCGAAAUGUUCGGUGAUAGAGUUAAAAACUGGAUAACUUUCAAUGAACCCUGGAAUUUCUGUAAUUUUGGUUAUGGUGUCGGAUUGAUUCCGCCACUUUUUAGUGAUCCUGGAUUGGGAGAUUAUCUUUGUAUACAUAACCUGCUUAAGGCACAUGGAGCCGCUUACCGUGUUUAUAAGGAAAAGUUCUUCCAAAAACAAGGUGGUAAAGUGGGAAUUGCACUUGAUACAAAUUUUUUCAGUUUUACAAAUUCUUCUGAUGAGGCUACUUUUGAGCGUGCGAUGCAAUUCAAUGUUGGUUACUUGGCACAUCCAAUUUUCAGUAAGGACGGUGGUUACCCCCCAGUAAUGGUGCACGAUAUAGCAAGAAAUAGUUUGGAAGAGGGAAGAUUCAGGUCACGAUUGCCAACUUUCGAUAGGGAAUGGAGAGAUAUUAUCAAGGGUUCAGCUGAUUUCUUAGGUCUAAACUACUAUCGAUCGAGUUCUUUAAUACAAAGCUCUGGUCCAGUUGGUACAAGUCCCUCAUUUGAACGAGAUCUAAGUGUCGAAAGUUUAACUGAUUUGCAUGCUUGUAAUCCAGAAGGUCUUGAGGGUGUUUUGCACUGGCUUCGAAAAGAGUACAAUAAUCCUCCAAUGAUAGUUACGGAAAAUGGUUGGCGUGAUGAUGAAUUAAAAAUUGAAGAUGAUGAACGAGUUGCGUUUUUGAAGAGUCAUUUACAAGCUGUUUUGAAUGCAGCAAAUGAAGGUUGCAACGUAUACGGUUAUACUCAUUGGAGUUUGGUUGAUAAUUUUGAAUGGGUUUUUGGUUUUUCGACUAAAUUUGGACUUUAUGCAGUUAAUAGAACAAGCCCUGUGUUGGAAAGAUACCCAAAGAAGUCAGCUCACUUUUAUAAAAAGGUUAUAAGUUCAAGAGUAUCACCGAACAAAAUUAUCGUUUAAAGAAUUUCUUUCACAAAUAAAUAAUUUGAAAUGCAUUAAAAAUAUUUGUUUUACACUUUGAUUCAAUAUAAGCACCGAUAU